UCGAAGAAGGCCUUUGAUAUUUCUAGCAUUGGAUUAUCAAUUGCAGGUCAAUAUUUCCCUGGCAGCUGCUCUUGCACGCCUUCACAAUAACAGGGAAGAGAGAGAGAAAUUUGAGGAAGCAAGCAAUCAAAUUGUUUUACAUUUGAAAGCCAAGGAAGAUGAGCUUUCUAGAUCAGUAGCUUCGUGUAAGGUAGAAGCAGAUGUUGUCCACACAUGGAUCAAUUUCUUGGAAGAUACCUGGAUUCUCCAGUCCUCAUAUAUGGAUCAAAAGGAAAAGCAGAACAAUGAUGAGUUGGAGAAACAUAACAAUUAUUUUAUGAACGUGGUUAUUCAUCACCUUUCAGCAUAUAAGGAAGAGUUGGGGCGUUAUGUCAUUCAAAUCAGGAAAUUGGUGGAUAACUUAAAGAACUUCGACAAAAGGUCAGCGAUGAUGUCCAAUCUAGGUACUGAAAAUUCGGACCAACUGAAAAAUCUUGAAGUCGAGUAUCUUGAAUAUGAAGCAAAGAUAAUAACCACCUUCAGUGUAGUGGACCACAUGAAAGAGCAGUUCUAUUCUCACGAUGGAAAUAUUUCCAGGCAUGAUGAACCCAAGGUCAAGGAACUGUUUGAUGCGAUCGAACAAAUUAAGGUGGAUUUCGAAUCAAUCGAAAGACCGACAUUAGAAAUUGAGACACCAUCUGAGGAAGGGUCACAGAAGAGUCAAUCCCACACCAUACAGUCAUCUGAGAGUUCACCACAGGAAGGGGAAGAGUCUUCAAACUCGGCCGUGGUCACAAAACCAUCAAAAGAGGGAGAGUCUCCAAAAUCGGCCACGGUCAUGGUCACAAUACCAUCAAAAGAGGGAGAGUCUCCAAACUUGGCCCCAGUCACAACCAAUCAAACCCUGGAUGCCGAAGCAGAACUCGCAAAGCUGGAGUCAGAAUUUGGUAAGGUUAGCCGAGACUACUCGGCAGAUGAGAUUGGAGGCUGGGAGUUUGAUGAACUAGAACAGGAACUGAAAUCCGGUGACUCUGUAUCAGCUAAAUAGACCGAAUUCGCAGUUUACAACUUAAAAAUGCUUCUGUACAUACCCCAAAAAUACAAACUCAAAGCUGUGUGUAACUGUUUGUGGAUGGGAAUUCCAUUAAACAUAUAUCAUUUAAUGGAGAGUUGUCUGUAAUAUGGAAAACCGAACAGUGGAAAUCUGUCUCCUGUGUGUAAAUCUCAUGAACUUAAAUCCCAUGAACUUACAAUGUAAUUUAUAUAGAUAAUUCAGUAACAAUGCUCCAGUUUCCAAAUUUCAGAUGUUUGUGCUCCUGUACAUUGAUUCUUUUUCUUCUUCUUGAAAAUUCUGUAGAUUGAUUCUCUGAAAUGGAGAAUUAGGAACCAUUUGGAUGCACAAGUCAAUCGAAUUACGAACGAAAUGAUGCAUUUGAUGAUGUUUCAUCAUAGCCCUCAAAUUGUUUUACAUUCCUUUGUAAUCCUACUUUAAUGUAAUGCAAUUCCAAUUCAAAGA
This is a messenger RNA of Magnolia sinica, 1495 nucleotides long. RefSeq lists its product as uncharacterized. The coding region runs from base 260 to 1027 and encodes 255 amino acids. Lineage: Eukaryota; Viridiplantae; Streptophyta; Magnoliopsida; Magnoliales; Magnoliaceae. The transcript has 7 exons. The record is from RefSeq and is a predicted model, not a curated record.